CGCCACCUCCCAUCCAGCUCAAGGUCGCCACCCUCAAGCCCAAGGCUACCUCCUUCCAGACUUCUGGGGACAAUCCACUUCCUCUAAAAACCCUAAGAAGGGGAAACUGGAAAAAAAUGCCAAAGCGUUACACCGCUUACACGGAGAGGCAGAAGAAGUAUGUAUGGAGGCCAAAGAAGAAAGAUCCUCCGCCACCUCCAUGGGCGGAGCUUCCGCGGGACAUAACGGCCAACAUUCUGUACAAACUGGGAGCGGAGGAGGUCUUGAAGAGUGCCAUCAUGGUGUGCACCUCAUGGCGAAGUGCGUGCAAGGAUCCUGCCAUGUGGCGUGUCAUCGACAUGUCAAAAUCUAAUACAAACUUUGAAGAUCUGGAAGAUAUGUGCUGUUACGCAGUGAAUCUCAGCCAGGGAGAACUCCUGGACAUUACCAUUGAAGAUUUUGGCACUGAUGAUUUGAUCCUCCAUAUUGCUAAGCAGUCAGCCUUACCCCUCUUUGAUUUAUUUAUUAGUUUUUUGAUAAAUGUUGGUAUUGCUUUUUUGGAAGAUGGUUUUUAAUACAUUUGAUGAUUUUAGGUAGCUGAAUUGCAUUUGGGUUUACUUAUUCAUUGGAUGUCAAUUCACGUUCACUCAACUCAGCACUUUUACUUAAAAUUGCAAUUAACUUUUAGGCUAUCU
Molecule: messenger RNA, 674 nt
Organism: Cuscuta campestris
Lineage: Eukaryota; Viridiplantae; Streptophyta; Magnoliopsida; Solanales; Convolvulaceae
Source: the annotation of a GenBank genome assembly